Molecule: messenger RNA, 1288 nt
Organism: Danio rerio (zebrafish)
Lineage: Eukaryota; Metazoa; Chordata; Actinopteri; Cypriniformes; Danionidae
Source: RefSeq, a predicted model, not a curated record
CAGGCCCACAUGUCGACGUGAACGUGGGAUGCUUCAUGCAGUACCUGGCGGAGACCCCUCCGCCAUCGUGCCGGCUGUCCAAGCAGUCGCUGAUCGGACUUCGACGGGAGAUAGCAGCGAUAAGAAGGUCUUUGAAGAGGGGAGUGUCCAUUCACCAGACGGCGGUGAAAACCCAAAAAGAGGAGCGAGUGAUUUCAAAAGCCAUCCUCCUGAAGUGCCGGGAACUGGCAGCCAAGGCAAUACCCGAUCUUCUGAGCCUCUUGGAAAAUGGCCCGAAUCAGAAGAACCAAUGGCAGUUCUACGGGCACUUUGCUGCAUUGUUGUCAGCCCUUUAUGGUCACAGAGGCGGGGUAUUCCAAAACAUUACGAUGCAGGAGGUGUUGGGGGCACAAAGGUCCGUCUCGGAGAAGGCUUACCUGAUUAACGUGACAAGCCACAAAACUAAUCAAUAUUUUGGCCCUGCUCAAAUUGCCCUAACAGAGGAGGAGUGGGGUUGGGUGCAGCGCUUCUUAAGCAUAAAGGAUAAGCUGCCAGGGGGGACGAACCCAAAAUACUUGUUUUUCACAUCAACACCCAACCCCUGUAAAAACCUAAAUAAUUACUUCCAGGACGCCUGGAAGUCAAUGGGCCUACCUGGGUGCCCCACCUUCACAGAUGUGCGAAGCUCCAUCGCCAGCCACGCCAGGUUUACGCACUCCACAGAGGACCGGCUUAAAAUCUCCAAGUUUAUGUGCCACGACCUGAGGACAGCCGACAAAUUCUACGUGGUGAACCUCUCCGCCCAACAGGCCAUGGAGCACCGCCGUCUGUUCGAGAGUGCGUUAGAGGGAGCAGAAAGGAGCCCAUCAAAGCAGAGUCCCAAGAAAAGGAAGAGGCCUUCGAAGUCCGAGAAGAGCAGAAAGAAGCGGUGCCAGAGGCCUCUGGACGAGUCACCAAAGAGCACCACAUCAGAAGAGCUGGUGCUACAGCUGCAGGAAUCCGGCACAUCAAGUCUCGAGGGCACUGAGAGUGAAAGAACGGCCGGGGAGGACGGCCAUUGAAAAGCGCAAGAUAGACACUUUUGCACCACACAAUGCACUUUAUUGGACUGAACUGUUUUGUUAAACCUUACAUUGGACUUUAUUUGUGUGAACUGUUCUGUUAGCCCUCACAUUGCACUUUAUUUGUGUGUACUGUUCUGUUACAUGUUUCUACUUAAAUGCUGUGAUUGUUGUUUCCAUUGUUUAUUGUGAAACCAGUGUUCAAAUGUUUGUUCCUUUAUUAGUGUUCAAUAAAACAACUUGUUAUU